Messenger RNA from Myzus persicae (green peach aphid), 908 nucleotides. RefSeq lists its product as uncharacterized. Bases 489 to 833 code for a protein of 114 amino acids. The record is from RefSeq and is a predicted model, not a curated record. The transcript is spliced from 2 exons. NCBI's taxonomy places the organism in Eukaryota, Metazoa, Arthropoda, Insecta, Hemiptera, Aphididae.
CCCUUCAGCCUCUCGAGCCCACCUAAAUGAAAUAUGAAUUGAAAACAAUCAAGUAAUUGAAAUAAUACAUUUUUGUUUACCUACCUUUACUUAUAUCACAAUAGAACACAAUCAUAUUGUGUGACACAAAAAAUAAGUGAUAAUAAAUAUCGAAUAUUGUGAUAAUGGUAUGGAACAAGUUACGGCUACAGGUUGUGGGACAGGUUGUAGUAGGUGUAUCUUUUAUCAGUGAUUUAAGUAAAAUUAUUUUAUAAAUAGAAUAUUGCAGUAUUUUCCUUGUUCUGAAGAAUAUGAGGUUAUCCUGAUGAUUUUUGUAACCAAUGUUUUCUUUUUUCAUUUGCCCUAAUUAAAGUGUAUUACCGAUCACCAUCGCAUUUAAUUUCGUAAUUGAUUGAGGAGUAUUGAUGUGUUUUAUUGUUUUUGUAAUUACUGUAAUAAAUUCGUAGUUUACUUUAAGAAACCAAUAUUCAAUUUAUUUCACGGUCAUUAUGUUUAGUAUAUUUAAUAAUAAAAAACAAUCUGCUAAAGAAAAAUGCAAUCUCAUUGUUGGUAAAAUAGGUAUUAAUCACCCUCAAGAACCAGAAAAAGAGUUGGAAUCGAAUUCGCAAAUGAUGCAAAUUAAGUCAGUUUUUCCUCAAGCUACUGAUUCAGAUCCAGAUGAUCCUGAUAUAAAUGAUACUAAUAAUCAUGCUCAAAUAAUUGAAAGCUCAAUUCAAGACUUAGGACAUUUAGAACCAAAUUUGGUAAAAGAUUUAGGUGACUUGAACACAGGCCCCGCACAACCUAUUUUGUCAGUAAGUCUAAAUAAAAUUCUUGUAAUGAUUCUUAUCUAGGUAUACAUGUUAAAGUCAUUUCUUAUUAAAUUUUAUGUUCUUAUUUAUAGUUUUGAACUGUUGAAAAGACUUAUA